AGGGCUCCAGGGCUGGGGGGGGUGUUCUGUGGGGCUUCCUGGGACUCACCCUCCGUGCCUUCACCCCCCUUGGGUCACACCGUGAGCUUCCUGCACCGAGUUCCCCCGAGCUGGACACCAGAGGGAGAAUUGCACCCACAAAGGCAGCAGAGCACCCCGACUUCCUGACUGCAGCAACUCUCAGCCAGCAGGGUAACAGCCGGAGGGUUAUGAGAAUAGCCUUACCACUGAGAACAGAAAGUUACAGCAAAGACCAGCUGGGUUAGUCCAGAACCCAGAGCCCUCUGACCCCUCUUCAGUCCCAGUCCAGAAGCUUCCCCUGGGUAGCCCAUACUAACCAACCCCACCUGGCCCCUCCCCAGUCCUUUCUCCGCCAGCUGUGUCCUAAGGCGGGGGGACACCCAGGGUCCUUUGUUCCUGGGUGCCAAAGUCUGGGCAAUUGGAGUGGCCAUUGUGGUCUGGGACUCUUCCUGGGCCUCCAGGCCCCAGGCAGCCUGGGUGGGUCAUACCUGUGUGUCUGGGUCCCUGCAAAGAGCAAACAACCCUUUCCCUCACCUAGUUACCCAUGCAGCAGAUGGGGAAACUGAGGCACAGACAAUAGCCAUCCAAAAUAUUAUGAAAAAUUCCCACUGCGACACAGCCCAGCCCAGUCCGCUGGGUGGGGCCUCCCUCCCUCCCCACCUGCUCGCAGGUGCUGCUAUAAAGCUCCAGCCCCAAAGCCGCUCCCAGUUCCCAAUUCCUGGAUUGUCGAGAGCCCUGCGGGCUAACGGGAGGCGCAGCCCCACCAGGCGAGGCAGAGAGAGACAGAGCCCGGUGCUGGGAAACCUGGGGCCAAGCCCCGACCCCACCAGCCGCCAUGAAGCCCAGAAGCCUGAGCACAGAUGCCCUGCGGCUGGGUCUAGUCCUGCUGCUGCUGGCCAAAGGAAACACGAUCGCCAACACGGCCACAGCCGGCACGGCACCCGCCAGCGACACGACCACCCCCAUGCCCCAAGGGGACACAACCACCCCGGUCCCCCUCGGUGACACAACCACCCCGGCCCCCCUCGGUGACACAACCACCCCCACACUCCCCGGUGACACGACUACCCCCGGGCCUCCCAGCGAGACGACUACCCCCAGUCCUCCUGGCGACACGACUACCCCUGGUGACACAACCACCCUGGCACCCCCUGGCGACACAACCACCCCUGAGCCUCCCGGCGACACAACGACCCCGGCACCCCCUGGUGACACAACCACACCCACACUCCCCGGUGACACGACUACCCCUGGGCCUCCCAGCGAGACGACUACCACCAGUCCUCCUGGUGACACGACUACCCCUGGUGACACAACCACCCCUGGGCCUCCCGGCGACACAACCACCCCUGAGCCUCCCGGUGACACAACCACCCCUGGGCCUCCUGGCGACACAACCACCCCUGAUACUCCCGGCGACACAACGACCCCUGGGCCUCCUGGCGACACAACCACCCCUGAGCCUCCCGGUGACACAACCACCCCUGGGCCUCCUGGCGACACAACGACCCCUGAGCCUCCCGGCGACACAACCACCCCUGGGCCUCCUGGCGACACAACCACCCCUGAUACUCCCGGCGACACAACGACCCCGGCCCCCCAUGGUGACACAAGCACCCCUGGGCCUCCUGGCGACACAACCACCCCCUCACUCCCUGGCGACACAACUACCUUUGGGCCUCCUGGCGACACGACUACCCCCGGUGACACAACCACCCCGGCCCCCCUCGGUGACACAACCACACCCACACUCCCCGGUGACACGAUUACCCCCGGGCCUCCUGGCGACACGACCGUCCCUGGCGAUGUGACCGCCACCAAAAUUGCAAACACCACUCCCCCCGGCAGCACCAACACGACCUCAACCCGGAGCCCCUCCACGACAGUCGUGAUCCGAAUCUCUCUCUUGUUCCGCAUUGUGAACAGGAUCUUCGACAACUCUCUUCUCGACCCCAACUCCAUUAACUACCUGAAGUUGCAAGUCACUAUCCAGAUCAUGUACGGCAAGAUCUAUGGCUGCCCAACGUGCCCGAAUGGGCAGAACUACCUGGGAUUGACUGAUCUGCGUUUCAGCCAGGGCUCGGUGGUGACAGAGUCCGUCCUGCUGUACCGAGUGAGCGACGACACCAGCUUCAGCGCCGCCGACAUUGAGCAGCAGCUGAGACAAAGGCUGGGCAGGAAUAACAGCUUUGAUGGGCUCCAGCUGGACAGUAUCCGCGCCAGUUUUAUCGGAACAAGUUCGCCCACCUCGGCGCCAGCACCCCUGGUGCCCGGCUGGGGCAUCGCCCUGCUGGUCCUGGUCUGCAUUGGGCUGGUGCUGAGCAUUCUCCUCUUCAUCCUGCUGAUCGUCUCCAUGUGCUGCAGGAGGAGCCAAGGGAGCCUGGAUCUGUUCAGCUCAACGACCUCGUACCAGACCAUGAGCAAGUAGCAUGAAGCGUGCCCCCUAUGAUGAGAUCGCCGCCGGCAAAGGCACCAACGCCUUCUACGCCAACCCUGCCACAUCACAGAAUCUCUAGGGGGCCACCCCGAGGACCGGCGGGAGCAGAGCUCCCAGCAUCGCCGCGUGCUUCCUGCAGCUGGACUCCAGGGUGCCGGGCAGGGCGACAAGGCAGCCCCGGGCAGGGGUUUGCUGCACAGGGGGUUGGAUUCACAAUUGGGGAGGGGGUGACUGCCCCCCCGACCCUGCAACCCCUGGCCCUGCGAUUGGGCCACAUGGGGCGAGCACUAAUGGGGCAAAUUCCUCUCCCGCUCCACAAGGGAGAGCAAAGGGGCUGCCCCAUAUAUCCCCCCCCAAGCCAACCAGCCUGGGCAGUGCAGGGAGUGGGGCAGGGACUCCCCAGGGGUUGCGUUGGCCUGCACCGCUGGCCUGGGGCUCUGUUUUUGUACCUGUGAUCUAUAACCACGCCGUUCUGUGAUGGCCGCCCCGCUGUGACGGGGAAGUGGGGGUCACAAUGUCCUUGGGAAGGUCUGUAUUUAUAGGGGUGCACAAUAAAGGGAUCUGUGAUGA
Molecule: messenger RNA, 3028 nt
Organism: Caretta caretta (loggerhead turtle)
Lineage: Eukaryota; Metazoa; Chordata; Testudines; Cheloniidae
Source: RefSeq, a predicted model, not a curated record